Messenger RNA from Bradysia coprophila, 12946 nucleotides. It is a transcript of the gene Dnah3, whose product is annotated as dynein heavy chain 3, axonemal. The record is from RefSeq and is a predicted model, not a curated record. NCBI's taxonomy places the organism in Eukaryota, Metazoa, Arthropoda, Insecta, Diptera, Sciaridae. Gene Ontology annotation, molecular function: dynein intermediate chain binding; ATP binding; minus-end-directed microtubule motor activity. Gene Ontology annotation, biological process: microtubule-based movement. Gene Ontology annotation, cellular component: dynein complex.
ACAAAAUGCGGAAAGCACACAAAUUGAAUAAAAAACCAGUUAAACGUCGGCAUAUUGAAGAUAUCCCAUUUUAUCUAUACAAGUACGGUGUAGAUGAUCUACCACUCGAUCCAGCAAAACCAUUUAUUUUGCAAAAAAUCCAAAUGCGGCGAACAAUGUUUCCACCAGAAUUUGCAGAUGACAUGAACCUACAUUCGUACCGGUAUAACACAACCGAACCAAUUGAAUAUGGAUUUACUGUACCAUCACAAAUGAUGGAAAUUAUGAAAGUACGAGAUUUGAAUGACUCGUUUUCAACAGAAACUUCUGCUUUGAACUGGCCAUCAAAUCAUGGUGAUGCAAAACCGGCUGAUGACCGAAUAAUGGAAGUGACGGAAAAAAUAGUAAAUCUCUACAUUGCUAAACGAGCAAAGAUAUUUCGAAGCAAUAAACGGAUUGCUAUGAGACCGUACAAUGAACACAAAACCAAUGCGAGACUAAACCGUAGCAACACAUCUAUUCCACCGAAAAAGCGAAUAAAAUUUCAAUUUAAUCCUAGCGACGAACGGAAACUGCGAAAACCGGGUGAAUUACGGAAAGAGCUUGAAAGAAUGAGAACUGUUAUAGACGAGUUAAUAAAGCCACAGGUGGAAAAAUAUGAACAGGAACAGACGGAAGUGACUAAACGAAAACUAACGUUAAGACCGCAAAUUGAAGGCAAAAUAAAACAAAGAGGAAGAAAACCUACAGCUAAAGAAUUCAUGGAAGCGCUCAAGAGAAAGGAAAUGGAGAUGUUCAAAUACCGACAAAGUUUAUUGCCGGUGGAUCCGGACCAUCAGAAGAAUGUGUUAUACGAACAAUAUUUCGAAAAAUUUGCCACUGCAUCCGUCUUUUUUACGGACGAAAUGCGAAACAGAACUUUAACAUUGCUCCAUCACAUUUCGGUUUUGAAAAUUGAGACGUAUCCAUCUAAUCGUUUGAUGAAAGUUCUACCCAAAAUUGAUCGUCGGAAAGUCUAUCUGCUAAAAGCUCACGAUUUUAUUCAAAAGGAACGGAAACGGUGGCCCAAGGUACAUCCGGAACUAAUGCUUUUGGAUUUCUUGUUCGACCAAUCCAAUGAAAUAAACAAUGGUGAAGCGUUGACCAUUAUUGUGUCACUGAUGGAUUUACAGGAAGACUAUAAGUACCUUGUCAAAAGAGCUUUUCUAAAAUACAUUCUUUCAUCGGAAAGUGAACAAAAACGUUUUCAACUAGUACCCGAACCACCUGAAUUUCCGCUUGUGACUAUAAAAGGACCCGUUCCGUGGAAAUGUAACAUUCAAUUGGCAAAGAAUCGACUGCAUGAAGUGUUGAUGAAUACACAUCCAAUGUUGCAGGCUAUAUCCAUGCUCUGGGAUCAAUUAUACAACGAUUUUGUGGUAUUUGAUACUACAAAGUGCUACCGAGAUGAAAUACCACCGCAUUUUGAUGUUUUAACAGAAAUCAUUCAUAAUUGCUGUAUGGUUGCCAGAGAUAUUCUAGUCAACGACUGGUUGCCUAGAGUAGCUGAUCUGGUCGACGCAAUGAGAAAAUUCUGGCAAGAUCUCGUACCACGAAAUUCGUCGUAUGGUGGCCGAGCCACAAUCCUAUUCAACUGUAUUCAUUCGCUAAUGUCGCGGCAAAUAAUGGGUUUAAUUGAUCGUAGUUUACAAUAUCUACUGAAAACGAUAGACGUGUACAAGGACGGAAAUGCUGUAAAGGAAUACAACAUGUACGAUCCGAAAUUACAGCAACGACCAUUUAUGACAUUAAAUGUGUCUGUUGUGGGAAAAUAUCAUGAAACUCUCGACGACUUAAAGGACAGAAAUAAUUCAAUUUUAUAUAAAAUCGAUGAGAACGAUCCGAAUAUAUUGACAAUGAAUUCGACAGCUACAAUGAACCAAAAUUCAGCAUUUGUAAUGAAAAACAACGGAAAGAUGUACAGUGGGGAUGAAGCGGAAAGUUUGAAUGCCGUGCAAAAGAUGUUUGUCGAUCCGUUCUUGGAAAAUUUACCGAAUUUAUUUGUCAGCUAUUUUGUGAAAAUUCUUAAAGUUGGAUACAAAAUACCACGACUGGAAUAUUAUAUGACCAACGAAGUUGAACAACUCGGUUAUUUGAUGUAUAUCGACGAAAAUCAUGUGGAUAUGUUAAAACUAUACGAUGAAGUAAAAGAAAUAGUGGCCGCAAAUCAAACCGGACCGAAGUCGUAUCUAUAUCCCAUUUAUAAGUAUUACUUUCCGUUAUUGAGCAAUAAAUUAAAGGAAAUGACGGAAAAUAUAUUUGUUCAAACUGAAUUACCAGAGCUACCGACAUUCAUUGCAUUCAUGGAAAAAUUGAAUGGAAUUGUUGAGGAAUGCUUCUACUUACGCGAUUUUGUAAAAUUUAAUUUAUUCAUGCUGGAUUGCCGUCGUGUGAAUCGAGUCUUGAUAACGUUACUCCGGGAGAUACAAGAUCUCGUCACCGAUUACUUUAAGGCAUUGAAUCAGAAGGAGAAUCGAAGGAUCUGCGAUGAAUUCGAAGAAAUGUCUAUAGUUGCUGGUGAACGGCCGACGGAAACGGAAGAAGUAGUUGAAUUACAAAAUUACAUUACAAUCUGUCGUGAAGAGAAAGUAUACAAUCUAACUGGCGAUAUUCAAAAAGCUGCCGAAAGGGUUUUAUUUCUAUUACAUUAUGCUGUACUGAGUGAGGAUGAUAUUUAUCUAAACUCACGUACAUUUCUAUGGCCAAAUGAAUUGGAGCAGGUAUUGGAAUUGAGUGGUUAUAGAUUGGGAGUGGUUAGAGAGAAUUUGGAAGUGGCUUUGAAGGAUAAGCGAGCGGCAUUCGAAGAAUAUCUGCUCAGUGAAAAAACGAAAAUGGAAGCGUUCCGUAUCAAAGAGACUAAAGAGUUUAUGUCGGUCGAUGAGAUGAAAGAUAAAUGCGAUGCGACGGAGAAAAUAAUGACUGUGUUAGAGAACUGUACCAAGGAGGCAAAGUCUAUUAACAAAGACGAAACGUUGCUGCAAAUUUUCGUGACUCCAUUUCCGAUAUUGGCUGAAAUGAUUGACAAAAUGACUCCGAUUGAGACACUAUGGCAAACGGCCUAUCAAUUCGAGAAAUGUUACGAAGUCUGGUACUAUGGUUCAUUUGAGGAUCUGAACGGCGAUCUUAUACGAGAACAAGUAGAUGCCAUGUCCAAGGCGAUUCGAAAAUUGAUCAAAACACUUGGUGGAAACAUGCAAGCGAAAAGGAUUGCCGAUCAAGUUCGCUUAAAAAUUGACAAAUUCAAAGUUAUCCUUCCGAUACUGGAUUCAAUUUGUCGUGAAGGCAUGACUGACCGUCACUGGGGUAUGAUUUCCGAUGAAUUAGGCCAGCCCUGCAACCCACUAUUAUAUCCAACACUAUGUCAUAUGAUGGACAUUGAUAUCGGUCGCAUUGCCACACGGUUGGAACAAAUAUCUAAUGCUGCCGGUAACGAGUUCGAAUUGAAUUUACAAUUGAGUAACAUGAAGGCCGAAUGGAAAGAAGUUUCGUUUGAAUUAAUGAACUACAGGGACUCGGACACUCAUAUUCUGGCUGCACUCGACGACAUCCAAGCGUUGCUUGACGAUCACAUCUUGAAGUCGCAAUCAAUGCGAAGCUCACCGUUUAUAAGCGCGUUGGGUGAGAAAGCGACCAACUGGGAAAAUAAGUUAAUUUCUAUGCAAGAUAUCAUGGAUGUCUGGAUGUCGGUGCAAUCGACAUGGAUGUAUUUGGAGCCCAUAUUCAGUUCGGAAGAUAUAAUGAAACAAAUGCCGGUAGAGGGUAGAAAUUUCAAAUCCGUCGACAGAAUAUGGAGAAAAAUAAUGGCCAGUACGGCUCAGGAUCGACGGGUUAUCCAAGCAACCGAUUAUCCAAAAAUGUUACAACAACUACGUCAGUCCCACACAGACUUGGAAGGCGUACAGAAAGGACUGAAUACUUAUCUGGAAAAGAAGCGACUCUAUUUCGCCCGAUUCUUUUUCCUAUCGAACGACGAAUUGUUGGAAAUUCUAUCGGAAACAAAGGACGCAAAACGAGUACAGCCACACUUAAAGAAAUGCUUCGAGGGGAUAAACUCUUUGGCGUUUGACGAAAACGCAGAGAUAACGGCUAUGAUUUCGGCCGAGGGUGAAGAGGUACCAUUGAAAAAAAGGAUUAAUCCGAGUUCAGCUAAUGGUCUGGUGGAGAAAUGGCUGAGAGAAGUGCAAUUGGUAAUGUUUGAAAGUGUAGCAUAUCAAUUGCGAGCAGCAUACGAUGAUUAUUGGAAUGCGGAACGAACUGUAUGGGUAAUGUCAUGGCCGGGCCAAGUUGUGCAAACUAUUUCGUGCAUGACCUGGACAAAAGAGGUUGAAGAUGCAAUUACUGCGAAUGACCUGCAGUCAUACCUUUCGAAAUGCAAUGAUCAAAUAGAUGCCAUUGUUGAAUUGGUCAGAGGAAAUUUAUCACCUGGCAUUACGCUUACAAUUGAAGCUCUUAUUGUUCUGGACGUACACGCACGAGAUAUCGUCAAACAUUUGGUGGACAAAGAUGUUCAAGAAGCCGGAAAUUUCGAUUGGGCUUCACAAUUACGAUAUUAUUGGAAGUUUGAUGAAGUUGAAAAAAUUGAAACGGUUUGUGUCAGCAUGGUUACCACCGAUGUACGAUAUGGCAUGGAGUAUUUGGGAAAUAUUUCCCGUUUGGUUGUUACACCUCUAACAGAUCGGUGUUACAGGACAUUAAUGGGAGCUUUUAAGUUGAAUCUCGGUGGUGCACCAGAAGGGCCAGCCGGUACGGGUAAAACCGAAACAUGCAAAGAUUUAGCGAAAGCGGUCGCUAAAAAGUGCGUUGUUUUCAAUUGCUCAGACGGGCUCGACUAUAAAGCUUUAGGCAAAUUUUUCAAGGGCUUAGCUCAAUCCGGAGCGUGGGCAUGCUUUGACGAAUUUAACCGUAUCGAGUUAGAGGUAUUGUCGGUCGUGGCUCAGCAGAUUUUAACAAUCCAACGUGCUAUAGCUAAGAAAUUGGUUAAGUUCUACUUCGAAGACACAAUGUUGAAGUUGGAUCCGACCUGCACCAUUUUCAUCACUAUGAACCCUGGCUAUGCCGGCCGUACUGAUCUGCCCGACAAUUUGAAAGUUCUAUUCCGAACAGUGGCUAUGAUGGUUCCAGACUAUGCCAUGAUUGGCGAAAUAACACUCUACUCAAAUGGCUUCAAAAUGGCCCGACCACUGGCACAGAAAAUUGUACACACAUACAAGCUGUGCUCCGAACAACUGAGUUCACAAUCGCACUAUGACUACGGAAUGAGAGCCGUUAAAUCUGUGCUUUUAGCAUCUGGUGCAUUGAAGCGAAUGCAUCCACUAAUGGAAGAGGACAAAGUCGUUCUACGUGCAAUCGUCGAUGUAAACUUACCGAAAUUUCUCAAAGAAGAUGUGCCAUUGUUUAAAGGAAUCUACACUGACCUGUUUCCCGGAACCGAACUUCCAGAGCCAGCCAGAGAUGAUAUUAAACGAUGGCUGGUUACCGUAUUGAAACGAAAAAAGCUUCAGGACACACCUUGGUAUGUGGAAAAGGUGUUGCAAUUUUACGAAAUGAUGUUGGUGAGACAUGGUUUAACGGUUGUGGGUGGUACGAUGGGUGGUAAAACGAAUGCAUGGCAGACAUUAGCGGAAACUCUGAAAGAAGUCCGCAAUGAUCCUACGUCAAAGUGCAAGGAAUAUGAAGUAAACUACAGGAUCAUAAAUCCGAAAGCAAUAUCAAUGGGUCAAUUGUACGGUAGUUUUGAUCCAUACACUCAUGAAUGGACGGACGGUGUUCUGGCGAAAACCUUUCGCGACAUGGUGAAUAAUUCGUAUGACACCCGGUGCUGGAUUAUGUUUGAUGGUCCAAUUGAUGCCGUUUGGAUAGAGAAUUUGAACACUGUUCUCGAUGACAACAAAAAACUGUGUCUCAUGUCCGGCGAAAUUAUUGAAAUGACAAAACUUAUGAACAUGAUGUUUGAACCAGCCGAUUUGGAGCAGGCAUCACCAGCCACGGUGUCGCGUGUGGGUAUGAUUUAUAUGGAACCGGAGCAACUGGGCUGGAGCGCCUUACAUAAAUCAUUUCUAAUCCAACUUACUGAGUUCGGAUUGAAUGAGAUUUACAUGGCACUGUAUGAGUCUCUUGUUGACUGGUUGAUUCCAGCAAUUUUAGAAAUUUUAGAGAAAUGUAAAACGGCUUUGCGUAUGUCGAACAUGCAUCAGUAUCAGAUUCACUCGAAAUUCUUCAUGGCAUUUCUCAAGAAUCAGGACCAACUGAACCAAACAUGGUUUCAGCAAACAUUUCUGUACACAGUGGCAUGGGCAUACGGUUCAGCAUUAGACAACAAAAGUCGAGGCAUUUUGGACGCAUCACUGAGACCCAUUCUGUAUGGUGCAUCCGAAGAACAUCCGAAACCCAAACACUUCUCACUGAAUCGUGGUCAAAUGUUUCCGGAAAAAUGGAAUCUCAUGGACUAUCGCUUCGAUAACAAGGAAAACUGGUGGCCGUGGUUGAAAGCGGAUGAUGUUCAUAUUCCGGAAGAUGCGACCCUAGCGGAAAUUAUCAUCAAUACGAAGGAGUCUGGUUACAUAAACAAUUGGCUGGAUGUAUGCUUCUCGAUAUCGUCGCCAAUUCUUUUCAUUGGACCAACAGGGACGGGGAAAACAGCCACAGUUAUGAAUUAUUUGAAAAGAUUGCCCAAGGAAGAGUAUUUAUCGAAUGUUAUCAAUUGUUCGGCACGGACUACGGCUCAACAGAUGCAAGAGUUGGUUAUGUCGAAAUUAGAUCGACGUAGGAAGGGUGUGUUCGGUCCUCCAGUUGGAAAACGGUGUCCUAUAUUUGUCGACGACAUAGCAAUGCCAGCAUUGGAUCGAUAUGGCGCUCAACCUCCCAUUGAAUUGAUCAGACAGUGGCUGAAUCAUGGUUAUUGGUCUGACCUGAAAGAUGCAUCGAAAAUCGAACUAGUCGAAUUGUUGCUCAUUUCUGCAAUGGGAUCCCUGGGUGGAAGUAACUACAUUUUUCCGCGCUUUUACCGACACUCAUUCGUUGUGGCCAUUGAUUCGUUUGACGAUCCAACGCUAAAUCUAAUAUUUACUUCCAUCAACGAAUGGCAUUUCUCCAAAGGCUACACGGAAAAAAUUGCCAAUCUAUCGCGAGGUCUCAGUGCAGCCUAUGUAGAAAUUUUCCGGGGAGCCAUUUCAAAACUAUUGCCCACUCCCGCAAAGUCUCACUAUCAAUUUUCAUUACGAGAUAUCACCAGAGUGGUACAAGGCAUUGUUCUGGUACCGGCCAAAAGAUUGGAAGACCAAGAGAAAUUGGCUCGACUUUGGGCUCAUGAAACCUAUCGCGUAUUCUAUGAUAGAUUAAUCGAUCAGAAAGAUCGCGAAACAUUUUUCGACAUGGUUAACAAUGCGUGUCAAAAUUGCCUUCGAUUGAAACUUAGCUCAGCGCUUUCUCAACGAUUGCCGGAGGGAACACGUUUGAGCGAUCAAACCAUGAGAGAUCUGGUCUUCGGUAGUUACAUGGAACCGGAUGCCGAUCCCAAAUACUAUGAUGAAGUAACGGACUGGAAUAAGUUGGAAAAUGUCAUGAACUACUACAUGGCCGAAUAUAAUGCCGAUUCCAAUUCACCAAUGGACUUAGUGCUGUUCCGGUUUGCAAUUGAACACAUUUCCAGAGUGGCACGAAUACUUCAAAUGCCCGGCGGAAAUGUACUUAUGGUUGGUCUUGGUGGGAUCGGACGUCGUAGUGCUGUUAAACUGGCUGCAUGUAUAAACGAAGCUGAUCUAUUCCAAGUCGAAGUCAGCAAGUCGUAUGGGUUCAAUGAGUGGCGAGAAGAUAUGAAGAAAUUGCUUAUGAAAGUGGGAAUUUCCGCUAAAACUGUGGUGUUCCUCUUUUGUGAUUCUCAGGCAAAAGAUGAAGUUUUUAUUGACGAUUUGAAUUCGCUAUUGAACACAUCCGACCUACCGAAUUUAUUCCAAUCAGAAGAGAAAGCGAUCAUUCUUGAAGCUAUGCAAACCACCGCCAAGCAACUGGAUCGGAAAAUCGAAAGCACUCCACUGGCUCUAUAUGGCUUCUUCACGGAAAGGGUACGAGGUUCACUACGUAUUGCUUUGGCAUUCUCACCAAUUGGCGACUCUUUCAAAAACCGACUCAGGGUCUAUCCUUCGCUUAUCAAUUGCUGCACUAUAGACUGGUUCACCACAUGGCCAGAUGAUGCGUUACAUCGUGUAGCAGAAAAAUUUAUCAGAAGCAUGAAUUUAUCUCCAUCGUCCGAUCCAGUUUCCAUUCCAAAGAAUUCGUCCGUUGAAACAGUCAGUCAAGCUGAAGUCUCUGAAGUGAUUGAAUCUCCUCUAUCUGAUGUAGAAAAGAGUAUCAUUGAAGUGGUCAUGUUUUUCAAUGUCAGCAUCGAAGAAGCUAGCGCGCGAUUUUUCCAAGAACUUGGACGCAUAAACUAUGUCACGCCCACAUCAUAUCUGGAAAUGUUUCGCUCAUUCAAAUUGCUCUAUAACCAAAAGUACGCCGAAAUAACCAAGAAACGUGAUCGAUACACAAUCGGUUUAGAUAAGUUAGAAAAUGCGUCUGGUCAAGUGGGCACAAUGCAGGAAGAUUUGAUUGCCCUUCAGCCCGAUUUGAAACGACUAUCAGAGGAAACGGAAAAAAUUAUGGUCACUAUUGAACGAGACACAGCCGAGGCGGAAAAGAAAAAAGAAGUCGUAGGUGCUGAUGAGGCAGCUGCCAACGAAGCAGCCGCUGCAGCUCAAGCUAUCAAAGACGACUGUGAUAGCGAUUUGCAGGAAGCGAUACCGGCAUUGAAUGCUGCCUUGAGUGCAUUGAAUACAUUAAAACCACAGGAUAUAACCAUCGUCAGGUCGAUGAAAAAUCCACCAUCUGCUGUUAAGUUAGUUAUGGAAGCUGUGUGUGUCAUCCGGAAUGUGAAACCGGACCGUAAACCAGACCCAUCCGGAAAAAUGGUCGAAGACUAUUGGGGACCAUCGUUGAAAAUGUUAAGCGAUUUUAAAUUUCUGGAAAAUUUGAAAACAUUCGACAAAGACAACAUUCCACCGCCGCUUAUAAAGAAAAUCCGAGACAAGUUCAUUAAAGAUCGGGAUUUUGUUCCGGAAAAAAUCAGAACCGUAUCAACGGCCUGCGAAGGUCUGUGUCGUUGGGUGCGUGCUAUGGAUGUGUACGAUAAAGUGUCAAAAAUUGUUGCGCCCAAGAAGGCUGCCUUGAAUGCCGCUGAAGUUGAAUUGAGCGAACAAAUGGAGAAAUUGAAUUCGAAGCGUGCUGAGCUGCAAGUGAUUUUAGACAGUUUGCAGGCGUUGAAUGAUUAUUUUGCUGAAAAGGCACGACAGAAGAAAAAUCUGGAAGACAGAAUUGAUAUGUGCGAGAAGAAGUUGCAGAGGGCAGAAACGUUAAUUGGUAGCCUUGGUAGCGAAAAGGAUCGUUGGUCAGAAAGUGCACUCGCUUUGAACGAUUCCCUGGUGAAUGUGUUGGGUGACGUUUUACUUGCUGGCGGCUGUGUAGCAUAUCUGGGUUGUUUUACUGUUGAUUACCGUGAAGCAAUCAUGAAAAUGUGGCAUCAAACUUGUAUAAAGAAGAACAUACCAUGCUCCGUUGAAUUCUCGUUGGCUGACACACUGGGUGAUCCGAUGCAAAUACGGGCUUGGACACUGUCUGGCCUACCAUUUGACAAUUUUUCCAUUGAAAAUGGAAUAAUUGUGGCUAAUGCGAGACGGUAUCCGUUGAUGAUUGAUCCGCAAGCUCAAGCAAACAAAUGGAUUAAAAAUAUGGAAAAAGAAAACCAACUGAAAGUCAUAAAGCAAACAGAUAAUAACUACGCAAACGUUGUGGAGAAUGCUAUUCGAUUUGGAUUUCCUGUUUUAUUGGAAAAUAUUGGCGAAACAAUUGAUUCAAUGUUGUUUUCGGUGCUCGAGCGUAAUGUGGUUACGAUUAAGGGUGGAAAGUUUAUUAAAUUUGGCGAUGGGAUGAUUGAUUACAAUGCCAAUUUUCGUUUGUAUAUGACAACCUGUUUACGGAAUCCACAUUAUCUACCCGAAACAUCUGUAAUGGUGACACUGUUGAAUUUUAUGAUAACCGAACAGGGGCUCCGCGAACAGCUUUUAGCAACGGUUGUCGUUAAGGAACGGCCGGAUUUACAGGAAAAGAAAGAGAAAAUGAUUAUUGAAUCGGCCAAAAACAAAGACAUGCUGUACGCGCUCGAAUCAAAGAUAUUGGAAGUGUUGUCGGCGUCGGAAGGAAACAUUUUGGAGGACGAAAACGCCAUCACGAUAUUGUCGUCGAGUAAAGUUCUAUCCGAAGAAAUUACCGAAAAGCAGGCAAUGUCCGUGAUAACGGAGAAGGAGAUCGAUGAGGCUAGAGAGAGAUAUGUCCCGGUUGCCGCAUAUUCGUCGGUGCUGUUCUUCUGCAUAUCCGAAUUGGCUAGCAUCGAUCCGAUGUACCAAUAUUCGUUGUCGUGGUUCAUCAAUUUGUUCGUGGCAACAAUUGCCAAAGCGCCGAAAUCCGAUGAUUUGGCGGAAAGAUUGAACAGUUUGAACGACUUUUUCACGAAAACCAUUUAUGAGAACGUGUGUCGAUCACUUUUCGAACAACAUAAGCUCGUGUUUUCCUUCGUCAUGUGCAUUGGGGUAAUGAGAUCGCAGAAAAAAAUUCUCGACAAUCAACUGAUAUUCUUCUUAACUGGUGGUGUUGGCCUGGACAAUCCGCACCCGAAUCCUGCUCCCGAAUGGUUGACAGAGAAAUCCUGGAGUGAAAUCGUCAGAGCUAGUAACGUGGAUGGUUUGGAAGAUUUCUACGUUCAUUUUCAAUCCAAUAUCGAUGCAUGGCGAUCAUAUUAUGAGCUCACUAAUCCAGAUAGCGGGAUAUUACCAGAACCAUACGAUUCGAGCGGUGAAAUGGUGAAACUAAUUAUAUUGAAAUGUAUUCGACCUGAUAAGAUCGUUCCUGCUGUACGAUCUUACAUAGUAUCGAAUAUGGGCGAAGUGUAUGUAGAUCCUCCAUCGUUUAAUCUGCAAGCGUCUUUCGACGAUAGCGAUCCGAAAACUCCUUUGAUCUUUUUAUUGUCGCCUGGAUCGGAUCCUAUGACUAAUUUAUAUGCAUUUGCUGCCGAGCAUGACAUGACCGAUAAAAUAAAGUCGAUUUCACUUGGCCAGGGCCAAGGACCACUAGCGGCUACGAUGAUGUCCGAAGGAAUGAAGCUGGGACAGUGGAUCAUUUUACAAAAUUGUCACGUUGCCAUUUCUUGGAUGGAUGAUCUGGAGAAAAUCUGCAUGGACGCCAUAUUAAUGGACAAAUUGAAUCCCGACUAUCGCUUGUGGUGUACGUCAUAUCCGAGUGAUAAGUUUCCAGUGUCUGUGCUUCAGAACAGCGUCAAAAUGACCAACGAACCACCGAAGGGACUCAGAAUGAAUAUGAUCCGAUCGUUCACCACCGAUCCACUGUCGAGCGAUAAGUUCUUUUCCAAUGCGUUUUCCGGAGACGCCGAACAGUAUUGGUUGCGAGGUACGUUUGCUUUGGUAUUUUUCCAUGCGAUGGCACAAGAGCGCCGGCAGUUUGGACCAUUGGGCUGGAACAUUCCGUACGAAUUCAACGAUUCUGAUUUGAGAAUUUCGUUGACUCAGUUGAAAAUGUAUCUGAAGCAAACGGGAACUAUACCGUUUGAGGGGCAUUCUUAUUUGACUGGAGAGUGCAAUUAUGGUGGAAGAGUAACGGAUGAUAAAGAUCGAAGAUUGUUGAUGACAAUGCUACGGUUGAUAUACAAUGAGGAAGCAGUACUUCAAGAUAGUUUUAAGCUAUCAAGCUCUGGCAACUACGUUGUACCCUUGCUGCCGAAUAAAGAGAAAAGCUUAGAGUACGUGUCCACAUUUCCGUUUAGUCCAGAGCCCGAAGUGUUCGGUCUUCACGAAAAUGCUGAUAUCAGCAAGAACAACAAUGAAACCAAUACGCUUGUGGACAGCGUUCUCCGAACUCAAACUGCCUUAUUAGCAUCCGUUAAAACGUCGAGCAGUUGCUCUGCUGCCGAAGACCCCGUUCUGACUAUUUGCAAUGAUAUUCUGAAUCGUCUGCCUCCGGUAUUCGAUACGGAAUUAGUGUCGGAGAAAUUUCCCAUUACGUACACUAAUUCGAUGAACACAGUGCUUCGACAGGAAAUUAUCCGAUUCAACAAACUGUUAAGAUUUAUCCGAGGAUCGCUGGUAAAUGUUAAACGUGCCGUUGUCGGUGAAAUCGCAAUGAUACCGCAAAUCGAAAGUGUUCACUUGGCCAUUUCGAUUGGAAAGAUACCAGACAGUUGGAAAGGAAAGAGCUAUGCGUCACUAAAGCCGCUGGGAAGUUACGUGAACGAUCUAAUGGCUCGACUAAAAUUCUUACAAAAUUGGAUCGACAAUGGCGAACCGACGGUGUACUGGUUUUCGGGCUUCUUCUUCACACAGUCUUUUAUCACCGGCAUCCUGCAGAAUCAUUCCAGAAAGCAUAAGUUGCAAAUCGACUUGGUCACCAUUCAAUUCGAUGUGACACAAUACGAAAGCGAAGUUCGGGAUGCUAGCGAAGUUGGCGUUUUUGUUCGGGGUCUUUUCCUUGAAGGAGCUCGAUGGAAUCGGCAAGAAAACUGUCUGGACGAAUCAUACCAAAAAAUUUUGUACGAUGCAAUGCCAAUAUUGACGAUGGAAGCAUUGCUGAAAGCAGACAAAAUCGACGAUCCAAUUGGUGUCUAUGAAGCUCCAAUUUAUAAAACAAGCGAACGGCGUGGCAUACUAUCGACAACGGGCCAUUCAACCAAUUUCGUAAUGUUCAUUUCGCUGAAAACCAAGAAAUUACCGCAGCAUUGGAUUAUGCGUGGAACAGCCGCACUGUGUCAAUUGGACGAUUGAUUGGAAUGAUUUUUGUUUUGGUGAGUGUGUGACAUUUUUGAGAAAAAAAUAAAGAAAAUUUUGAGUGA